Geodia barretti is the source of this 675-nucleotide messenger RNA. The record is from the annotation of a GenBank genome assembly. NCBI's taxonomy places the organism in Eukaryota, Metazoa, Porifera, Demospongiae, Tetractinellida, Geodiidae.
AUGAGCCGCCGCGCAGCCUUCGUGUACCACGACAUCCUGUCUCGCCACGUCCUCCGCGAAGACCACGUGAUGGUCCCUACCCGCCUUCGCUACACCUACGAGCUUCUGGAGUCGUACGGCGCCUUCCAGCGUCCCAACGCCGUCCUGGUGGAGCCGCGCCAGGCCGCGGAAGAGGAGAUACUGACCUCUCACACCCGGGAGUACGGCGCCUACGGUUUCAGCGACCACGGCGACAAUCCCGUCUACUCCGGCAUGUACGAGGCUUCCUGCUGGUCCACGGGCGGCUCCCUGCUGGCAGCAGAAAUGGUGCACAAGGGAGAGGUGGACGUGGCCUUCAACUGCGCCGGCGGGCUUCACCACGCCAUGCCAGGCCGAGCCUCCGGCUUCUGCAUCUUCAAUGACCCGGUGGUAGCAAUAAAGUACCUGCUGGACCAGGGACAGCGGGUGGUUUACGUGGACAUCGACGCGCACCACGGGGACGGAGUGCAGCACGCCUUCUACGACACGGACCAAGUUAUGACCAUAUCGCUGCACCAGUCCGGCACGUACCUGUUCCCCGGCACCGGGUUUGUCAACGAGAUGGGAGCGGGAAGCGGCCUCGGCUACUCCGUCAACGUACCGCUCUACCCCUACACCAACGACGAGCUUAUCUGUGGGUCCUCAAUCAGGCAGUAG